CAAUUCCUUACAUCUUGUUCAUCCUGAAUAUGCUUGGAUUGAUCCUCUGCCCGUUGGAAUUUCUCUUCAGCAUCCAAGUAAAAAGGCUAGAAAGGCACUGCAAGAACAAUCAGUCAGCAGUGAUGAUCAGCUGCAGAGAUCAAGAUCUUGUAUUGAUAUUGAGAAACUUGAAAAUGAGUUUGUUCUAACUUCAGCAGAAUAUUUGCUUUCACUGGAAAAUGUCAAAUGGACCUAUUCUGGAGUUGAAAAGCCUCCUUCAGACUUGGUUGAUCUCUUGGUCCAUUCAAAUUUAUAUGAUAUGGCCUUUACUGUUAUCUUGAAGUUUUGGAGGGGUUCAAGAUUGAAGAGGGAGCUGGAAAAGGCUUUUGCUGCUAUGGCAAUCAAAUGCUGUCCAAAUAGACCGGGCCCAUUAUAUGUUGGGAAUGAAUUCCGAAGUAAUAGUCUUCUGUUGACAUCAUCGGAGAAUGAAGUGACUUUUCAUGGUUCACCUGACGUUGGUCUUACUAUUUCAUAUUCUAAGGCUACUGGUCAAUGGGAAACACUUGAGGCGUAUCUUCAAAGGUACAAACCAAUUCAUGCUAGGCUACCGGUAAUUGUUGCUGAGACUCUUCUUCGCUCGGAUCCUCAGAUUGAGUUGCCUCUAUGGUUGGUUGAUAUGUUCAAGGGUGGUCAAAAAGUAAGGACUUUUGGGAUGACUGGGCAAGAAUCAAGUCCUGCAUCUUUGUUUCAACUGUAUGUUGAUUUUCAUCGAUAUUCAGAAGCUACGAAUUUGUUGCUUGAGUACAUGGAGACAUUUGCAUCAACCAGACCUGUAGACAUAAUUAACCGGAAAAGACCAUUUGGAGUUUGGUUCCCAUAUACAACAAUAGAGAGACUGUGGUGUCGACUUGAUGAAUCAAUCAGUUCGGAUCACAUGGUUGAUCAGUGCAAUAAACUCAAAAAGCUUCUCGAGGGAGCUUUGCUAAAUCAUUUGAAGCUGCUGAAGGUGGAUUCAGAUGAUGCAGUUUCUUCUGCUGGUUAAGAUGUUGGAAAAUGUGACUAACAUAGUGCAGAUUCAAGUUUUGAGAAAAUGAAAGAAAAUAACGGAAGAUCCUUCUUUACAGAAACCGGCAACCCAUCUGCAGCUGCUAUGACCUACGAACUAUACAUGGGUUAGUCUGGAGAUUUGGGGGGGUGCAUAAGAAUCUCACUUUUAAAGGCUUUGGCAAGUGAUGACGGAUAGUUCAUUUACAGUGCUUAGUGGAGAGGUAGGUUCCUUGGCUUUUGAGCUAUAAAUUAUUUUUAAUCUUUUGAAGUUAAAAAGAAAAUUGCUAGUUUCGGAAUUCAUUCGACUGAUGGAGAUGGAGAGUUCAUCUAAGCUGCCGCAUUAGUUCAUAGAUAAAUUUUUGUAAAAUCCACUUUGUACAUCUAUCAUUAUCAUACAUAUUUAUGUGUCUGCGUGCAUGCAUGUACGCAUGUAUGUGUGUAUAUGUAUAUAUGCAUAGUCUUCUAAACAUCUUGAAAGAAAGCGAGUUGGUUUCUUAUUAUGACAA
Carica papaya (papaya) is the source of this 1532-nucleotide messenger RNA. NCBI's taxonomy places the organism in Eukaryota, Viridiplantae, Streptophyta, Magnoliopsida, Brassicales, Caricaceae. The record is from RefSeq and is a predicted model, not a curated record.